Molecule: messenger RNA, 279 nt
Organism: Oikopleura dioica
Lineage: Eukaryota; Metazoa; Chordata; Appendicularia; Copelata; Oikopleuridae
Source: the annotation of a GenBank genome assembly
AUGCAAGAGGACUUCAUGACACAAGAGAAUUUACAAGAUCUUGUCAAUGGCCAGCUCAAUGGCACUAUAUCAACCAAGAAAUUAUCUUCCGUGGCUCCUGAAACAAGUUUUCAAAACGGCGAAGUACGAAAUCAUCAAAACGGAGGCCAUCACCUAACAGGCGAAGAACCAGCACUACCAGAAUACGAGCCACCACCCGAUCUGGACCCAGCGGAGUUGAGAGAAGAAAAUUUCAAGCGAGAACUUCCUUCCGACUUAUGGGUAGGCUUACCGGACUGA